AAUCUCGAUGCGGAGGCACCAUUUUCUGUAAUAAACACACAGUAGUUGUUAGAAUUUUAGCAAUUUAUUUGGUGCCUUAAGCGAAAUUUGAUUUCCUUGCAUAGUGUUUGACGAAAGUUAGUUUCCGUAAGUCAAGAAGAGCAGCUGCUCCACACUCCUGCUUUCUAGUGCGCUCGUGCUGGGUUUUCCAUUCUUGUCCUUCGGUCAGUGCUGCUCCUCCUCAGCAGUUUGCCCUGUUUAUUUCACAGAAAGCUGAUGACAACGAAACACCGCAACGCUUUUAAUUUGCUCGUGCGCUGCUCAGUUGGUAGAAUGGGGUUUGCGUGUUGAUAGCAGCGUCCUAGCUCGCUAAACUGAGUUAGUAAGACUGAGGGCCCCUCAGCGCGUGAACGCCGCCGCGCGAUGUUUACCUGUACGUCGAGGCUGCUGAGCGCCGUGAGGCACACGGAGGUGCGGCACAUACUGAGAAAUGUCACCACCUGGUCUCCUGUUGGAGCUGCUUUUAAUGUGAGACCGCAGAGGAGAGUCGAGCUGUGGGAGAAGAACGUGGGCUUAUUUGGAGUUCCAGAGCUCAGUUCCCCAGGAGGUUUUGAGGUCACCUCGGAAAGAGCCUUGAAAGAGACUGAACAGCUGGUGGACACGGUCUGCAAGAACCCCCCUGGUGCCUCGACGGUGCAAGCCUUUGACCAGCUGUCUGACAGUCUGUGUAAAGUGGCAGAUCUGGCUGACUUUAUUAAAGUAGCUCAUCCAGACCCUGCGUUCCGAGAAGCAGCUGAGAAGGCAUGUUUAAAGAUCGGUACCAUGGUAGAAAAACUGAACACGAAUGUUGAUCUAUGUAAAUGUCUGAAGGAUCUGUUGGAUAACAAGGAAGUUAUGGCAGCAUUGGAUCCAGAGACCAGGAGGGUAGCAGAGCUCUUCAUGUUUGAUUUUGAGAUUAGUGGAAUACACCUGGAUGAAAAAAAGAGGCGAAAGGCAGUGAACCUCCACGUGAAGCUCCUUGAUUUAAACAAUGAGUUCCUGGUGGGCUCACACCUCCCAAAUAAGAUUGAGAAACGGGCCCUGCCUGAACACAUCCGCCACCAUUUUUCCCUGGAUGGCAACUACAUUCAAAUUGGGGGUCUACAUGCUGAGUCAUCAGAUGAGCUGGUUCGAGAGGCGGCGUACAAGAUUUUUCUUUAUCCCAAUCAAAAUCUGAUGAAAUGCCUAGAUGAGCUUCUGUCCUGCAGGGACAAGCUCGCCAAACUGGUGGGCUAUGAGUCAUUUGCACACAGGGCUUUAAAGGGAACAAUGGCAAAAACUCCAGAGACCGUGAUGGAAUUCCUCAAACUACUGACAGACAAGCUCUCAGACAGAACAGCACAGGACUUUAAAAUGAUGAAAGAGAUGAAGAUGAAACUGAAUCCUACAAAUUGUGAGCUGAUGCCUUGGGACCACCCUUAUCUCAGUGGUGUUUUGCGAGCAGAAAGGUACAACAUUGAGCCCAGCCUGUACAGCCCAUACUUAUCUCUGGGAUCCUGCAUGGAGGGUCUCAACAGCCUCUUCAGCCAGCUGCUGGGGGUCUCUUUCCAGACUGAGCAGCCCAAGAUCGGGGAGGUGUGGAGUGAGGAUGUGCGGAAACUGGCUGUUGUUCAUGAGACAGAAGGACUGCUGGGAUACAUCUACUGUGACUUUUUCCAACGGUUGGGUAAACCUCACCAGGAUUGCCACUUUACGAUCCGUGGUGGACGUCGGAUGCAGAACGGGGAGUACCAGCUGCCUGUGGUAGUGCUAAUGUUGAACUUGCCCCACCCUGGCCAGAGCGCACCCACGCUGCUCACCCCAGGCAUGAUGGAGAACCUCUUCCACGAGAUGGGGCAUGCCAUGCACUCCAUGCUGGGACGAACACGUUACCAGCAUGUAACAGGAACGCGGUGUUCCACCGAUUUUGCAGAAGUCCCUUCUAUUCUCAUGGAGUACUUUGCCACCGAUUACAGGGUGGUAAACCAGUUUGCACGCCACUAUCAGACAGGCCAGCCUCUGCCGGAAAACAUGGUCACUCGUCUAUGUGAGUCCAAGAAGGUGUGUGGUGCUGCAGACACUCAGCUUCAGAUUUUCUAUGCUGUACUGGAUCAAGUUUACCAUGGCAAGCCCCAGAAUCGCUCAACAACCGAAAUCUUGAAAAAGAUGCAGGAGAAGUUCUAUGGCCUGCCGUAUGUUCCGAAUACGGCAUGGCAGCUGAGAUUCAGCCACCUUGUUGGCUACGGGGCCAAAUACUAUUCCUACCUCAUGUCACGUGCUGUUGCCUCCAUGGUGUGGAGACAGUGUUUCUUCCGAAAUCCUUUAGACAGGGAAAUGGGAGAACGCUACCGGAGAGAGAUGCUAGCGCAUGGUGGUGGAAAGGAACCCAUGCUUAUGGUGCAAGGCAUGCUCCAGAAACAGCCCACUAUUGAGGACUUUGUGGACGCACUGGUGUCGGAACUAAAUCCAGACUUUGAGACAUUCUUCAUGGACUCCGAAGGCUGAGGAACCCAUUGGCUCAGAGGAAAGUUGACUUGUCAUUAGACCUGGACAGCUUUUGUCCUCACAACCUCUGAUUUGACCUCAACCCAACUAAGCUACUUCAUAUCACUAACUAGUACUGAACUGACUUGAACUAGUUGCCCUCACAUGAUUCUUCACGAAAACAGGGAAUUCAAAUUUUUGCUAAUUAUUUUGCACCAAUUAGAGCAUUUAUUUGUAUGUGUUUUGUCUUGUGGCUUCAGUGUUAGGUGGUUUGAAAUUGAUACCUAUAAAGAUUCUUUUUC
Messenger RNA from Scleropages formosus (Asian bonytongue), 2783 nucleotides. It is a transcript of the gene mipepa, whose product is annotated as mitochondrial intermediate peptidase a. Gene Ontology annotation, biological process: peptide metabolic process. The transcript is spliced from 19 exons. The coding region runs from base 403 to 2502 and encodes 699 amino acids. Gene Ontology annotation, cellular component: mitochondrion. Gene Ontology annotation, molecular function: metalloendopeptidase activity. The record is from RefSeq and is a predicted model, not a curated record. Lineage: Eukaryota; Metazoa; Chordata; Actinopteri; Osteoglossiformes; Osteoglossidae.